Messenger RNA from Ornithorhynchus anatinus (platypus), 2365 nucleotides. It is a transcript of the gene SLC46A1, whose product is annotated as solute carrier family 46 member 1. Gene Ontology annotation, biological process: transmembrane transport. Gene Ontology annotation, molecular function: transmembrane transporter activity. The transcript has 5 exons. The record is from RefSeq and is a predicted model, not a curated record. Lineage: Eukaryota; Metazoa; Chordata; Mammalia; Monotremata; Ornithorhynchidae. Bases 1 to 1380 code for a protein of 459 amino acids. Gene Ontology annotation, cellular component: plasma membrane.
AUGGAGGAGCGCGCGCGCCCCGCGGCCUCCCCCGGCGGGGUGGGGGCGCGCGCCCGGCUGCGGCGCGGCCCCGUGGAGCCGCUGCUCUUCCUGGCGUCGUUGGCGCUGAUGCUGCAGGCGCCGCUGGCCACCCAGUACCUCUGGUGGCGCCUCGGCGACGACCGCGGCUACAACGGCACCGGCCGCGCCGGGGGCUGCACCAACGGCAGCGACGAAGCCGGGCGGCAGGAAGUGGAGACCGAGACCUCCCACUGGAGCCUGUACAUCAACCUCAGCGGCUUCCUCGUGGGCCUCUUCUCCUCCACCCUCCUGGGGCCUUGGAGCGACAGCGUGGGGCGGCGGCCGCUUCUGGUCCUGGCCACGGCCGGCCUGGCCCUCCAGGCUGCCCUGUCCCUCCUGGUCGUGACCCUGCGACUCCACGUCGGCUUCCUCCUGCUGGGACGCCUGCUGAGCGGCCUCUGCGGGGACUACAACGGCGUGCUGGCCGGGGGCUUCGCCGCCGUGGCGGACGUCAGCGCCCGGGACGCCCGGACCUUCCGGGUGGCCGUGUUGGAGGCGUGCCUGGGCGUAGCGGGCAUGCUGGGGGGCGUCGUCGGCGGUCACUGGCUCCGCGCUCAGGGCUUCGUCAACCCUUUCUGGCUGGUUCUGGCAGUGCAGGUCACCGCGGUGGUGUACGCGGCCUUCGGCUUCCGCGAGUCGGUGAGGGAACCCCGGCCGGCCCGGCUCCUCACCCUCCGGCACUACCGGGCGGUGUUGGCUCUCUACACCGCCCCUGGCCCUGAGAAAUCCCGGAAGCAUUUGGCCCUCUACUCCCUGGCCUUCUUCCUGGUGGUGACCGUCCACUUCGGCGCCAGGGACGUCUUCGUCCUCUACGAGCUGAGCUCGCCCCUCUGCUGGGGGUCCGACCUGAUUGGCUACGGCUCGGCGGCCCUGCACCUGGCCUACCUCACCAGCCUGGGGGGCCUGCGGGCUCUGCAGCUGUGCCUGGAGGACAGCUGGGUGGCGGAGAUCAGCCUCGCCUCCAACAUCGUGGGAUUGGUGGUCAUCUCGGUGGCCACGACGACCCCAGUGAUGUUCGCAGGCUACGGUCUCCUCUUUCUCUCACUGGCCUGCACCCCAGUCAUCCGGUCAAAACUCUCCAAGUUGGUUGGCGAGGAAGAGCAGGGGGCUCUCUUUGCAUCCCUUGCCUGCGUGGAAGGACUCUGCCUGCUAACAGCCACCGGCAUCUUCAACUCCCUCUACCCCGCCACCUUGAACUUCAUGAAGGGAUUCCCCUUCCUCCUGGGAGCCGUCAUCCUCCUCAUCCCGGCUUCUUUGAUCGGGAUGUUGGCAGUCCUUGACCCAAAACCCGACUACCAGCACUACGUGGACACCUCCUGAUGGAGCCGGGCUCUCCGGGAGCCGGUCGGAAGAGAGACAGUGAGAUCCCGUCCAGGUGAUCUGACCGGCAGAAUCAGAAAGAAGCCAUGCUGAUUUGAAGCCGCCCCUUUGCGGACCGCGGGACCACAGCCCAGGUUCUCCUGGCCUCAGAGAGGGAGGUGAGAGGGUUCCUGGCGAAGAGGCCAUAUAGCUUAAGAUGAUGCCAGUGAUUUUCUCAGGCAGCUGCACGAGGAGAGGGGCCAGCUAUUUAGGCUUCUCUGAGCACCAGCAGGAUCCGGAAACCUCUUCUCCUCGGUCCCCAAGAUAUAUGUCCUCAGGAGAUGGGGCAGGCCGACCCAAACUUUAGAAUGUCCCCAAGCACCCCGGGAGUGUUCAAGGAGCUUAAAUCACGGUGAAAGAUUGGGGGAAGGGGGCUGAGAUCCAAUGUCUGACCGAAAGUGCCGAUUCGGUAGCGAUAUAGGGGGAGAGGGUCUGUCAGUGUAGUUUCCUGAGAUCUGAUCGGAAGGUUGUGAUCAUAAAGGAAUUCAUUAUAUAGGUUUUCAUUUUAUAGUUUGAGAUCCCAUCAGGAGGUCUUGAUCAUAAAGGAAUUCAGGAUAUAGGCUUUCUUGGGAUCAUCCUUCAACAGUCCUGCCGGCAAGAGCCUUAUGCCCCUGGUCCCGCAGCAGAGCCUGGUGGAAAGACGCAGGGGGCUUGUGUUCUAAUCCCAGCUCUGCCGCCUGCCUGCCGUGUGUGACCUUAGGCAAGUCACUUGACUUCUCUGGACCUCAGGUUCCUCAUCUGUCAUACUUGUUCUCCCUCCCUCUGGGGCUCUGGGCCUCCAGAGGGACGGGGACUGUGUCCAAGUUGAUCGACAUGUAUUUUCCCCAGCACCUAGGUCAGUGCCUGGCCCAUAGGAAGCAAUUAACUAGUACCGCGGGUAUUAUUACCGUUAUCGGGAGUGUGAUUAUUAUUAGUCAGUCGAGAUAUAAUAAAACGGUGAAGCUGA